UUUGCGAAAUUGUCUGCCUCUUGUCCGUCAAAGCAACACUUGAGCAUUAUUACCAUUGGGUUCACGUUAAGAGCCAAGCCUGUUUAUCGACCACCGUUUAUUGAUUUCUGUUUCGUUGACCAUCGCUUGUUUUUGACCACGUCCUCGCCUACUGCUUUUGUACCUUUGCCUCGCUGUUUUGUUUCGACUUCCGCAUCGUUCUCGACUACGACCCUGCCUGCCGCCCGCCUGUACUUCUGCCCCGCUGACAGCUCUCCUGCUACCGGACCUCCCUGCACGUCUACUGACUAGGAGUUUGCCUCUUCCCUCGGCACCGUGUUUUCUGAUUGUUUAUUGUUUUAUUGGCUGGAUCUACGUGUAUGGACUUUGCUUGUUUUGACUACGCUCCUGGGAUUCGUCCCGAAUAAAGCCCUGACGGGACUUUAUUUCACUAUUGUUUCUGAGUUGUGCAUUUUGGGUCCAACCCCCACGCACCCGUCUCAACAUAUUAAGGGUGGUUGAAAAAAAAAAAAAAAAAAAAUGACAUUUUCGUUUGGAAUGGCUAAAAUGACAGCGGUGCCUCCCGCGACCUCGUUUGAAUCCGAAGAUGCCCCAUUGUUCAGUGUCAACAAAGAUGAAACGGAUGAGAAAAAAAAUGCAUUAACCCUACCAAGGCUGAACAUAGGACCCAAGGCAGAGCCAGCAAAAGCCAAAGCAGCCUACAAACCUGCAUUUGUGUUCGCAUCCAGAAAAGGUGAAGUGGACAAGAAGGAAAAGGUGGAGUGGGAAUUGUUGGAGUCUCCAUGGAGGAAGGUGGCCUUUUCAGCGGACAACAGGGAGGCUCUGGUUGAUUCUGUAAGCUCCUACAAGCCCAGCUGUGCUUCUGUAUCUGAGGCUCGGGUUCUGCUGCUCGGCCCGGUCGGGGCGGGCAAGUCUAGCUUCAUCAGCUCUGUUCAUUCUGCCUUCUCUGGGAGAGUCACCAACCGAGCCAUGGUUGGAACUUCUUCUACAAGCUUCACGCAAAAGGUAGAGCAGCAGAGCAAUGCUGGACAUCUCCGAUCCUACACCAUUCGGAGACGUGGAGAGAGUGGUGAUCAGCCAGUGGCCUUAACUCUGUGCGAUACCAUGGGCCUGGGGACGGCUGAUAUGACUGGCCCGUCCCUCCAUGAUGUUCUGUCUGUAAUCAAGGGUCACGCACCUGAGGGACACAAGUUCAGCCCUGAUCAGCCCUUGAGGACAGAGACGCUGGGCUAUGUGAAGAAGCCGUUGGCCAGUGAGAGGAUCCACUGUGUGGCCUUUGUGCUGGAUGCCACAAAAAUAGACUCCUAUGGCAAAGGCAUGGGCGGCACCUUCCAGCAGCUGAGAGAGCAUAUCAGUAACCUGAGUGUGCACCAGGUUGCACUGCUGACACACGUGGACCAGCUGUGCCCGGAAACCGCUUGUGACAUCACCAAGGUGUACCGGAGCCGGCUGGUGCAGAACACGAUGAAGAAGGCUGCAGCUCUGCUGGGCAUGUCCAUGUCCUACCUGGUGCCAGUGAAGAACUACUCCUGUGAGCUGGAUGUGGAGGGGGACACGGACGCCCUGCUCCUCAGUGCGGUCCAGCACCUUCUGCAGUACGUGGAGCUGCACUUCCAGGACCUCGCAGACCUCAGACUUGUGUAACGCACCUUUGCAGUGCAUUCUGGGAUGCCGUGCUCUGAACCGCACCAGUGGGUUGAGCUAAAACAUGGAAUUCAGGGCAAAAAGGUUUAAUAAAAAAAAUAAAAAAUAAUGUAAAAUGUUCAGUUGUUUACUCUUCAUAAAUCUUGUAAUAUGGUGUCAUAAUAUGGUAUAUAUAAAAAAUCAUAUUUAUAUAUUCAUAUAUAUAUUCAUAUAUAUUUAAUAUAUAUUCAUAUAUAAAAAAAUUGCAUCAAUAUACAGAAAACAAUGUUCUGGAUUAAUUACGGACUAUUUUUCAGUAAUAAAUGAAUAUUUCAA
This is a messenger RNA of Conger conger (European conger), 1959 nucleotides long. RefSeq names its product interferon-induced protein 44-like. The transcript has 9 exons. Bases 520 to 1644 code for a protein of 374 amino acids. The record is from RefSeq and is a predicted model, not a curated record. Lineage: Eukaryota; Metazoa; Chordata; Actinopteri; Anguilliformes; Congridae.